Arachis ipaensis is the source of this 1263-nucleotide messenger RNA. RefSeq names its product deSI-like protein At4g17486. Gene Ontology annotation, molecular function: deubiquitinase activity. The record is from RefSeq and is a predicted model, not a curated record. NCBI's taxonomy places the organism in Eukaryota, Viridiplantae, Streptophyta, Magnoliopsida, Fabales, Fabaceae. Gene Ontology annotation, biological process: protein deubiquitination.
AUUAACAAAUAUUACGGCGGCAAAAUGGCCAAAACCCCCAAGCCACCAUAACCAUCACUCUCACUACUCUAAUUCCAGCUUAAGGGGGAAGGGGCCACAACCAAUUCACUUCCUAAUUCUUCUUCAAUUUCAAUUCCUAUUCUUUUUAUAUUCCUUACUCCUCCAAUCGUAAGUCCUUCUCAUCUCUCCUCAAUUCUUUCAAGGGCUUCGAUUCACUCUUUUUGGGGGAGAUUUUCUAGGGCUUCUUACUCUCAAACUAUUGGAAGAUGUGGUUUCAAUUCUUCAAAUAAAGUUCAAGGAAUUGUUUCUGCUGAGCACAAUGCGGUUGUUUCCACUGAGCAUAAGGUCGCAAAGGGAGCAGAACAGUGACCAGAAGAGCCGUGUUACGGUGUACCUCAAUGUUUAUGAUCUUACUCCCAUAAACAAUUAUCUUUAUUUCUUUGGCCUUGGGGUCUUUCAUUCUGGUAUUGAAGUGCAUGGUAUGGAAUAUGGCUUUGGAGCACAUGAGUACGCAUCGAGCGGUGUGUUUGAGGUAGAACCAAGAAGUUGCCCAGGUUUCAUCUUUAGACGAUCAGUGUUGUUGGGCAGCACCGAUAUGUCUAAGUCAGAGUUCCGGUCUUUCAUUGAGCGCCUCGCUGAAAAAUAUCAUGGAGACACUUACCAUCUUAUUGCCAAGAAUUGCAACCAUUUUACAGAUGAAGUUUCCCAACAACUAACUGGGAAGCCUAUUCCUGCAUGGGUAAAUCGGCUGGCUCAUGUCGGUUCUUUCUGCAGUUGUCUGCUUCCACAAAGCCUUCAGGUCGCUGCAGUUAGACAUCUCCCGGAAUGCCUCACAUAUUCUGAUGACGAUGGAUCAAAAUCCGAUGGCCUUUCCCUGUCAGUCGAGAGUGAAGACGAGGAUUCAAAUCACCAUCUCCUAACUGCACCAAACGGUGAUAUCGCCUUUCUAAAGGAGAAACCAGUUAGGGUAGCAAGAGAGGUCAUAUGAUUGUUAUUCCUUCAUCUUCUGGGUUAUUAUUGUCCGGUUGUUCUACUGUCUUGUACCGUAUGUAUAAUGAGCCUUUAUAGUACAACAAUUUUCUCAUAAGUGAAAUAUCUUAGACUGAAAGUCAAAGGGUUAAGCUUGUAGAUUGAAGACAAUAGUGUGUUGUAUAUUUUAUCAUGCAAGUGUCAAUAUGGACCAGAUGAUACUGUUGUAGAUGUUACUACCUAUUACCAAGUGCAAUAUACACCAAGAUGUGGGACUAUGCCAGUUUAACUUUA